GACCAAUGUCAUUUUCUGAAAGAGGUAAACGUCUGCCUCCUUCAUGCGGAUUAAUAUGCCUCCAAUGGGGAACAUGUAGCCCGCGAAGAAUUUAUGUGUGUUCUAGUUUAUUAGCGUUCUGUCUUCGUAUUGGAAAGGUGUAUCUUCCUGCAGAUUGCCUAUUGGUUAGAACGUUGAACUAGUAACCGAAAGGUUGCAAGUUCAAAUCCCCGACCUGACAAGACAUUUGAUCCGUUCAGCAAUAUGGACGGCGAUUUAUUCAUGGAAUGUGAGGAGGAGGAGCUGGAGCCAUGGCAACAGAUGUAUGAUGACGUGGAGGAGGAGUUGGAAUUCAUAGAGGGCGACAACGACAACGUCUGUGAAGCCUCCUUUUUCUCCUCGACAUCCCGAGAGACUCCAAUUCCCAGCAUACCCUCCCUCACUCCCUCAGCUGCACAACGUGUCCCGGCAACGGUUUCCAACACAAUCCUGUCCUCCUCCUCUGUCUUGCAGCGCACCACUAGAGCACCUCCUGUGUCGUCAUCAGUGUUACCUCAAUUUAUGGUCCCCACGGGAGUCCCUGGUAUGCCCUCUCUGGUACCAUCUGGCAUGGUCCAGGGACAACAGCUGAUCCAGAUCCAAACCCCUACAGGUCUGAGCACCAUGCUACUGCCCACAGCUGUUAACCCUGGUGCCGGCCCGGCCAAUGCCCAGCAGAUCUACUUCACCCAGGGUUUCCCGGUCCGAAACGUCAGGCCUGGGCAGAACCCUAUGGGGAUAGUUCUGAAUUUACAACAAGGCCAGAUGAUUCGACCCAUCACCCUGCUCUCUGGACCUGGAGGGCAGUUCUUUGCUCCGUCUAUGGGGAUGCCUCAGGUUGUGACCCAGCCUGCACAGAUUAGGCCCACUGCUGGCCCCAGUGGUGUUUUACGGCAGGCGGUGCCCAGCACCUUUGCCACUAUGCAAAUCCCUGCCACCCUCACCAUCCGCGGGUCCAGUCAUGCCCCCCUCACCACCACGGCUAGCACCAUGGGCACCCGGCCCACUCUACUCAACACUUCCUCACAGCCUCAGAUUUUGAAAUGGAACCAAGUCCCAGUCGCUCUCCAAUCGCAGCUUCUGCAGAUCGUCAAGAGCAACAGCCAGGCCAAUGUACCCGUGGCCACGCCCCUGACACAGGGCAACACCAAAGUUGAUCGGGAGGUAAAGAUAUGCCCCCGAUGUGGAGCCCAAUUCAAAAUGCAAGAAGCACUUCAAGGACAUAUGUGUUUCUGCUGUCCAGACCUGGUCAUUACUGCUGGGCCUUCCAGCAGCAGUGGCACUCAGAACCCCCUGCCAGAACUGGCUCCCAGCUCCAACCCAGACCCUCCGCCUAAGGUGGUUAUGCUAGUGGAUGAUUUCUACUAUGGCCACUUCGCGGGGCAACAGUCCCUGGUCGACAGCCAGCCCACGAAGCUGAACUAUUCCUUCAAAUGUGUCAUCUGUCCCAAGAGGUCCAAUAGCAACAUUAGGCUGAUGGACCACAUGAAGCAGCACCCAGAGAUGACUAAAUGGGUGGACCAGCUGACCUCCUGCCAGCACUGCUUCCGCCAGUUCUCUACCAGCGCCCAGCUCCAGUACCAUGUGGAGAAUGCCCACGGGCCCACUCAGUCUUCCACUUGUUGUAAGAUCUGUGAGUGGGCGUUUGAGAGUGAGCCUGUGUUCCUGCAUCACAUGAAGAACACCCACAAACCAGGAGAGAUGCCCUAUAUUUGCCAGGUGUGUCGGUACCGGUCUUCUUUCUUUUCUGAUGUGUACAACCACUUCUGUACCAAUCAUGCAAAGACGUGCAACCAGCUGUGUGUCUACUGCCUGAAGGUGUUCAAGAGCCCCAACUCCUACCAGCAGCAUUACAUACGACACCAGGCCAGUAGAGCGAGUCACUGCAACAAGUGCCGUUUGCAGUUCCUCUCUGCCACGGACAGGAUGGAGCACAAAACCCACAGCCACAGGACCUUCCGCAAACCCAAGCAGCUGGAGGGGCUCCAACCUGGGACUAAAGUGACCAUCAGGGCAUAUUCCCACCACAAGGGACAGUUGCCCAAGAAUGUACCUAUGGACUAUAAGACGACAGGCCCCACUCCUCAGGCGGGCCAGACCUACACAAACAUACAACAUAAACUACAACAUCAGUCCAAACCACCUCCACAAACAACCAGAACCACCAUGAGGAAAUCCAUCAAGCAGUUGGACCUGCUCACCAAGUUUCAGAAACGGAGUGUGUCUCUAGUCAAGCAGCGAUGCAUGGAGUGCAGCUCAGACAUACCCAGCUUCCCCGACCACUACCCCACCUUCGUCCACUGUGCUGUGUGCCCCUACAGCACCUGCUGUUCGCGCUCCUACGCAGACCACAUGAUUACAAAUCAUGCACCACGUAUGAAAACCAACCGGGUCCCCCUGCACAAGCGGCCUCCCCCUUGCUAUUUGAAGCUGCGGUGUGAGCUCUGUGACUUCAGCUCUCAGACAGGGGACCUUAUGGCCAAGCACCUGGCCCAGGACCCAAGUCACGGCUCCAGCACCUGUACACCAAACGAGUCUCUGGAGUCUGACAUUGAGUUCUGCCAAGAGGAGGAGGACAAAUCCAGGGGGGGUGUGGAAGUGGGGAGGUCUGAAUGGGCGUUAAUGGAGAACUGGAGAGAGCCUCUGCUGAGAGGCACCAACGCCGCAACUAUCCUCGACUUCACAGAGAGCUGCGGUCCUCGCCAGUCCUUAAACAAAAACAGUGACGCUGUCGACUACUUCAACCUGCUCUUUCCGUACUCGCUCAUGGAGCUCAUCGCCAACGAGACCAACGCCAAGGCCAAGACCUGCCAGUUUCUUGGGCAGCGUGACCCGGACUGGGUCCCUGUUGCCGCUCACGAGAUCAAGGGCUUCAUAGGUCUCAGUAUCCUCAUGGGCCUUCAGAGCCUCCCAGAGCCUGCCAACUACUGGUCCUGGCAGCACUACGACAACUGCCACACCUUCUUCAGGGCCAUGUCCAUCAAGCGCUUCCAGCAGAUCUCCAACAACAUCUGGAUGGGUAGUCUGCUCACCUCCAUGGAGGAGGAGGAGGAGGAGGGGGAGGGCAGUGGCAGCGACAGGCUGCGUCUCUUCAGACCUAUGCUGAGCAUCCUUGGCGACUCCAUGUGGGAAGCCUACCAACCCAACCGGUGCCUGGCCAUCGACCGGGCCCUGCUGCCCAGCCUGGAGACGGAGGCCGGCCAAGCCAAAGGGAACCCCAAGGCCCAACCAGGGGUGUGGCUGCUGUGUGACUCCAAGUCUGGCUACUGCCACCGACUGCUCAUCCACAUGGGGAGGGAGAAGGAGAAUGAGCUGGGGUUCAGUGUAGUUCCCCCCUUAGUGGAGGGACUCCAGCAGAAACAUCACCAGCUCUUCCUGGGUAGCUCACUGGCCUCUGCCCCUCUCAUGCAGAAGCUCUUGGACCAGGGCAUUUACGCCUCCAGCUCCUUUCCUCCACCAAGUCCCAUCCUCCCCAGGGAGCUGUGGGAGCAGGGUCAGCUGGAGAAGCCUGGGGACUUCCUGCAGAGGCAGUUGGGUCCCCUGCUGGCCACCCGCUGGAAAGACACCAAGGAGAUGGGCUGCCUGUCCACCAACGCCAGGCCGGGGCAGCCAGACACAGUGUGGAGGAAGUCUCAAACCAAAGUGGGCGAACUCAGCCCCAUCGAGCGGCCCUUAGCCUUCCGACUUCUGCAGGAGAAUAUGCGAGGAGUGGACAUCUGCAAACAGCUGCUUGCCUGCAACCCUCUAGGAGGGCUGCCACUAGACAAGCACUGGCGCAGUCUCUUCUGGUUCCUGGUCAACCUGAGCAUAGUCAACGCCUUCAUAGUGCUGCGGGAGAGCCGCAAAGAGAACCCACCGUCAUGGGUGCAGGGCGGACUCUUUACCCAGGCAAACUUUCGAAAGCGCUUAGGGCACCAGCUAGCCAAGUGUGCAGAGAGACAAGCACGCAUCCACUCUGAGAAUAAAGAGGGACUAGCGAGCGUACGAGAAGUUGCCCUGCAAGGCAAUCCAAAUAAACUAAGGCACAGAUUGGUUAAACUCACCGCCAAGACCAAGAGAUGCAAGAACUGCAACCUGAAGAACCUGCGCCAUGAGAGCGUGUUUGGAUGCAUCGUUUGCAAAGCCAACCUGUGCAAGCAGCCCAGCUGCUUCUGGGAGUAUCAUGGCUUCUCACCCCACCACUCAGGCUCCCCUAAUGUUGGAUUCAUCAUGGAGGACAUGAGAAACACCACGGGAGCAGACCGCUUUGACGACAGCAGCGAGUGGGGUCCCUUAGGGCCGGAGAGUGACCUGGACGAGGCAAUGGCCCCAGUGGAGGACAUGGGCACAGACACAGACAAUGAAGAAAUGGAGGUUGAAGGUCUUGGCAAGGACGUUGAUGAAAUUGUUAAUGAAGGAGAGUCUAAACAGCAGCCUGCCGUAUCUGACCCUCCCGUCACCCCUCCGACAGUACGCCCGGUGGUAAAAGAACGAGAGGACACCCUCUCUGUGCGUCUGCUGAGGAUAGUGCUGUUCGCUCUGUGCUGCGGGGAACGUCAAGCCGCCAAGCAGCUAUCCACCCAGUCUAAUCUCAUCCGGACCUGGCUGAAGAACAAGGAGAAGCAGCUGGAACGUGAUGGCCGGGGACCCGGCAAGGGAGAGGCGGUGGAGCGCAUGGUGGAGUGGGUCAUGGCCCAGCGAGAGCAGCAGCUGCCACUCAACGAGAAGAACCUUUUUCAGAGGGCUUCUGAGAUCCACAGCCAGGACGGUCACAGCAGCGCCUUCCGCAUCUCUUACGACUGGGCUGUGAGCUUCAUGCUGCAGCAUAGCCUUGGCUGGCAGGCUGUUGGGCGGACUGCCACGGUCAGCUGCCGCUUGCCACGCUCCAUGGAGGACAACGCUAACUCCUUCACCAAGUUCACCCGCAAGCACAUCCAGGCCCACGAUCUGCCCCACACAGGCAUAGCUGCCAUGGACGAGCUGUCUGUCUUUGUAGACAUUGAGGCGCUUGCGGAUCCAGCCAAAGUGGAUAAAGAAGAGGCUCUCCAGCUGGUGGGAACCAGGGAACCUCUGGUCACCAUCUAUCUUUCAGCGCUGGCCGAUGGCACCAUGCUACGCACCCUGGUCCUAAUCAAGGGGCAGCUCCCCAAGAUGCAGGGCACAGGCCUCCCCAACUCUGUCCUGCUGGAGGCCAAGGUGGAGGGAUUCACCAGGGACGAGGAGUUGGCUCUGUGGGAGUCUCAGGUGUGGCGCCAACAUAUGCUGGACCAGAACAGGAGUACCAAAGGCAUGCUGAUCCUGGACGGCCACCGUGGACACGUGUCUAAGGACUUCUUGACCACCCUUGGUGCCACUGGCACCCUUCCGGCCGUGGUCCCCGCUGGCUGCACCUGCCGCCUCCAGCCCCUGGAGAUGUGCCUGCGGCCCGUGCUGCAGAGUUUCUUGCUGGCCCGCUGGGCCCGGCUGGCUGCCGAGGGUGGGGCAGCAGGGGCCACACACAAAGACCUAGUGCAGCUGCUAGUGGCCUGGCUAGUGGAGGCCUUGUCCUACCUAGAGGAACAGCCUGAUCUGCUGCGACAGUCCUUCCACCUUACUGACUUGGUCCCUGGGCAGCGGGACCAGGAAAUGACCAAGACUCUGGCAGAGACCCAGUCAGAGCUGAUGAGUACUCUCAGAGAUGCCCUGCUAGGUCCUGAGGUUCUGGAGCCAGAGUCACCAGCAGAGCGCGAGCAGGAAGACAGCAGGGGUACAGAGGACAUGGAGGCUGGAGAAGAGAGGGUAGAUGAGAAGCAAGAGACUGGAGAAGAGAAGGUAGAUGAGGAGCAAGAGGCUGGAGUAGAGAGGGUAAAUGAGGAGCAAGAGGUUAAAGAAGGGAAGGUAGAUGAAGAGCAGGAAAGUGAAAAAGGCACAUUAGAUGAGAAUCACAAGGUAGCUAUAGAAAUGGACACAACAAAGGAUAACAUCUUGGAAAAGGGAGAAGAAGAGAUGGAGCCGCUGACAGAGAGCCAGGAGGGUCCCAUGAGGAGGUCUCCCCCUCUUAGUCCUUCCCUUUCACAAACUCUGAGUUGAAUCCUCCGGUCCUACUCAAGAACAUCUGCCGUGUUGCCUUAGGCCACACAGCCUGUGGGUCUUCCCUGCAAAUGGCCACAGAAGAUUACAGUGCAUACUGUUGAAGUACAAUUGGUCAACCUUUUAACCUUUUUUUAUGUCAUCAGUGUGGGGAAACUGAGUGGGGAUCCCUUGUUUGACUUGACAGGUUCUAUGUUUUGCUUUAAUGAACACUAUGACGCACAACAGACUGGAUCCAAACUCCAUCAACCGUAAGGCAUGUUCUUGUGGUGUUAGAAAUCAAAUCUAAACAGAUCAUCAACUGAACACAAAACAUUUUAAGGUGCUAUACUGUACAUUAAUGCAUUCUUAAUUCAGUUUGAGAAUAUUUACUAUGCAUUGUUUUGUAUUUUCUAAAAGUUCAAUGCCUUUUUGACAGAUUGGUGUUGGUUUACAAAUUUGCCCCCAACUUUUUCUUCCUUAUCCCUUAUUGCACUCAAAUGACUUUACAUACAUUCUUUCCUUACCUUGAAAGUAGCCUAAUCUAUGGGCUAGAGAGACUCAGCCAUGUUGCUAGAAGGCUAGUAAUGACAGCCUACAGCUAUAUAGAGUAUUCUAUUUAUCUUAAGGACUUAUAAACAAAUGUGAUUUGGGUGAACUACCAUGUUCUCUUGCUUGUGUCUGUCAGAUUGUAGUACUGAGGAAGGGUUGACAAGCUUGAGAAAUGUUGGGAAUGUUGAAUUCCUUAUGGAGUUACAUAAUAUCUAAUGCAUUUUGCAGAUGUCCAAUAUGUUCUUUAACAAGUAUCUGAACUGUACCUCAUUUGUCACAGUCAUGGACACACAGAGAUGAAAUUAAAUUCAUCCUUUCUUUUCUGA
Molecule: messenger RNA, 6923 nt
Organism: Oncorhynchus tshawytscha (Chinook salmon)
Lineage: Eukaryota; Metazoa; Chordata; Actinopteri; Salmoniformes; Salmonidae
Gene: pogzb
Product: pogo transposable element derived with ZNF domain b
Exons: 21
Coding region: 244-6066 (1940 amino acids)
Molecular function (GO): nucleic acid binding
Source: RefSeq, a predicted model, not a curated record